Messenger RNA from Nematostella vectensis (starlet sea anemone), 3134 nucleotides. Its product is annotated as follistatin-related protein 5. Lineage: Eukaryota; Metazoa; Cnidaria; Anthozoa; Actiniaria; Edwardsiidae. Gene Ontology annotation, molecular function: protein binding. The record is from RefSeq and is a predicted model, not a curated record. The coding region runs from base 187 to 2544 and encodes 785 amino acids. The transcript has 7 exons. Gene Ontology annotation, biological process: multicellular organism development; regulation of BMP signaling pathway; cell differentiation.
UUCCCAAGGUUGAUUCAGCAAGCCCACAUAUGCUUCUAGUUAAAUAUUCAUUACGAUCACAGCAAAAACCACGCAAGGUAACCUGGGCUCCUUGCCGGCAAUUGUCAGUAGUCGUGGUGUUUAUCGUGGUGUAGGGAGUCGGGAAUUCCCAGCUGACCCUAACGCAGACAUUGCCAGCUCCGAGUCAUGGCGACAAGAAACUGCCUUCUUUUAUUUAUUUUGGCAAUUUUAACAUUUAACUCAAAGGAAACUCUUGCCACAGAAGAAAGCGUCAAAGAAAUUGCAUCAAAGAACCAAGGCACCGGAUGUGUCAAGCUAUGUCCAGCCGGACAAACCUGCACCCUUGUCAGCGGCCGCGAGACAUGCUCGUGUGUGACCACAUGUCCAGAUCAUCACAAACCAGUAUGUGGCUCGGACGGACACUUGUAUAUAAAUCACUGUGAUCUUCACCGGCUAGCCUGUACUACCGGACGCAAGAUCAGCAUCGAUUGGGAUGACACUUGUAGGGAGUUGGAGGUCGCCAAGAAUAAAUGCAACGAACGUAAGAUAAAGACUCUAAAACACAGGAUCCUUACACACUUUAGCCAAGAGCUGGUCGGUCAUAUUACUGCCAGGCGGUACAUCGUCAUGUUGUUUGGUCGACAAGACGGCAACAAUAACCGGAGGCUUGACAGAGCCGAGGUUGGCCGUUUCCUGCUGAAUUACGCCAUGUACCCGGAUGUGCGCGCGAUUCUCGCGUAUUGCGAUGCCGACGACUGGAUGAACUACGAGGACAUGGACAUGGAUGACGUCAUCAGCGUGCACGAGUUUUUUAGGUCAUACGAGCCAAGUAAACGCGAACAAAAUCUCAGUGCAGUCCCCUUACCCGUGCUCCUGCCGGAAGUAGCAGAGCCUAAUGUAACAGCGGAGAUUCGAAAGCGCCAAAACAAAGCGGAAAAAGCUCAACCGGCAGAGAAAUCUAAAAUGCAAACAAAAAGUGAGAAUUCCAAAGACCAAAAGACUGAAAAUGAAACAUCGAAGGUAGAAAAGGCGCAAGACAAAUCGACCGUACAGCCGACCUCUCUCAGACCGUUAGCUUUGCCUACACGUGAACCGGAAGUUAAAACAACGACAACAUCAGAAGUGAACCGGGUGACGGAAAAAACGCCAGCAACAAAGAAACCAGAAGUGCCUUUUUCACAACGAGCAACAGAAACAACCAAGCAAAAUGAACCCCAUUUAGAAACAGAAAGAAAGUCAAAGAAAGAUUUGACGGAGCCAAUUAUUGUAAACCUGAAGAAAGAGCCACUUCCGCCGAAAGAAUCAACAAGGGCAAGACCGGGGGUGACGCAUAAAAAGGAUCUAUCCGUAAAGACAAGAAACGUCUUCUUUGCAUUUGCCGAUGAGGGCAUAAACGUUAUCGACCCUGUGACGUCAUCUGUUGUUCACCGAAUGAGAGGCAAUGACGUCAUCCAGAAUACAGCUACCAAGGUAUGCGGCGACCAGGCCUGCAGCUGGGGAGACGCGGUCGCUGUCGGGAGUGGGGUAAUAUACGCCGCUGAUGUUACAAACCGCAGGCUCAUUGUCGUGGAUGUUUCAAGCCUAGAAGUCGUCGAGGCGAUUAAUGUAAGCGGUUUUCCGUACGACUUGCAGUACGUGUCCGGCCGUGACGAACUGUGGGUACUAAACUGGGCGGAGCGCGUGACAGGGCUUAUCACGCAAGUUCAUGGCGAUAAUGGUACAUUAGCUGUUAUAAAAAAUGCAAUGGAAAAACUCACGCACACUGUCACAGACGUUCCUUUACGUCACGCAAUCCACAGCUUUCAUAUAACAGACAGCUGUCACUUGCGUGACGAGGAGCGUUUCGGUUAUGUCACGCACAUUGAAGAGCCUGGGAUUCACGAGGUUGACUUAGCGGCAAGGGAAAUAUCGCGAUUUAUUGACCUGAGUUCGAGAGGUUGUCAUGGUACAUACGGGUUUACUUAUUCAACCGGCUCUGACUACGGAUUUGUGCAAUGUUUCACAAACGAGAAAAAGACUUUGCAAGCACAAUACCCCAUACACAUGAAAACAGGCACCGUUAUCAAUGUACUCACAGUCAACACUGGUCUACCCCACAUUUCCCCUGACGGGAAAUACAUCGUCUCCUUGAACGAGCACGUGAUCUCUGCAUUGUAUGUUAAUGAGGAACGCACGAUCCAGAUCGGAGAGCCAAUCAAAACAAGUAUGUCACUGAGUGACGCAACGUUCAUAGCAAGGGAUGAUGGGUAUGAUGUGUAUGUGACCGCAAAAGACAUGUCAGCGGUCGUUCUCAUUCACGCGAGCCCGUCGGGGAUGGAGACACAAAAACUGUUAACGGACGUUGGACUUUCAAAAAAGAAGGACUGGGUUCGAGUAAAGAGAUCAAUAGUCACGGGAUGUGAAUAUGAUGCGCGUUACCUGGCAACGCCUGCCACGGCCGAGGAUGCAGUUUUUAUCAUUGAUGGUCAGCGACAGGUCGUUAGCGGUCAUGCGCAGAAAAUAAGAGGAGCGCAGGCGCUUGUAUGGGUCAGCGGCGAGGAAUGAUGCGGCAAUAGUUCUUUGCAGAAUCACUGCAACUUUCAGUUAAAAAGGGGCGAUCGCAUGAUUGGCAAAGCUCAAACAAAUAUGGGGGUUUGAUAAAUGCAUUUUUUUUCUGUCUGGUGUGACUAUCUAACAUCAAUAGGAUAGUAGCGGAAUAGAAAAUUGCAAUUUUAAAUUUGGUACGAAGUUAUUGUAAAUAUCUUUAAACGCUUAUUGCUUAAAAGCAAUCCAAUCAGAAUCUCAAAAUUUAUAUAAUGGGGAAUUAUAUGUUAGUCUGUAUAGUAUUAGACUUGAUUGAGAGAAAAUGGUUCCGUAUACACCAGUUUUUAUUUUGUUAAUUUUUCUUCUACAAAUGUACGAUUGCCCCUUGAAAAUAAAUAUCGUAACACAGAAUGUACAAUGAGGACAAUCGAAAUUUUGCCCAAUAAUGUACCCUCCUUAAUAUGCAUCCGCAUAUUUUCGUGCAUUUCAGUGUAUCAAAUCCUACUUCCGUUUACAAGGUGUUCUUUGAUUAACCAUCAUUAACACUCGCAAUAAUUAAAACGACAAAUCAGUCAUGAACGUUACAAAUAAAAGGCAAUUAGCCAAACUUA